AUUCGGGAAAGGCUGAGAGCGGGGAAGAAGCCUGGCCAGGGUCUGAGUAUCAUGUAGCAGGCUAGAUUGAUUACUUUUGAAUGUUAAAAGGAAAGGAGGCAAGGAGGACAUUUGUCUGGGAGUCGGGAGUGCUGCUGUACCGCUGCCACUUUGAUCUCUUUCGGCUAUCUUUUUUUUCUUUUUGUCCUUCACUGUGCUGAGGCAGGGGUCAACUGAAAGACAAACGUGUGGGUCGCUGGCUGGAGAAAGAGAUGGAACAAGUGAUAAGGAGAGGGCUGUAAGGUUUUUAAAGGCGGAGGAUGGGCGGACUGUGUUUUGUCUGUUCCUGGGACCGGCGCCUGAGGAAGUGAAGUGCUACAGAGAUUUUCUGUGUUAGCCAGCCCCCCCUCCUCUUGCCUCUCAUGAGACUUCUACAGUAGAGAGUACAGCCUCUCUCUCCCUUUCCUGCUCUCCUUCAGCCAACUAUACAGAAUGAUGGGCACAGGUGAGCAUGUCUGCAGAUUCGUUUGGCGCCGGGGGCAGCGAUGCCCAGCAGAGCCUACAGUCCUUCUGGCCCCGCGUCAUGGAAGAGAUCAGGAACCUCACGGUGAAGGAUUUCCGCGUGCAGGAGUUGCCUCUCGCCCGAAUCAAGAAAAUCAUGAAGCUGGACGAAGAUGUGAAGAUGAUCAGUGCAGAGGCCCCGGUGCUGUUUGCCAAGGCAGCUCAGAUCUUCAUCACAGAGCUCACACUGAGGGCUUGGAUCCACACUGAAGACAACAAGAGACGCACCCUACAGAGGAAUGACAUUGCCAUGGCGAUAACAAAGUUCGACCAGUUUGACUUCCUCAUCGACAUCGUGCCCCGGGAUGAGCUCAAGCCCCCUAAACGACAGGAGGAGGUGCGUCAGUCAGUGGCCCCAGCAGAGCCGGUUCAGUACUACUUCACCCUGGCUCAGCAGCCAGGUCAGGUCCAAGUGCAGGGUCAGCAGCAGGGCCAGCAGCAGGGCCAGCAGGCCACGGGACAACAGACUACCACCAUCCAGCCUGGACAGAUCAUUAUCGCACAGCCACAGCAAGGACAGGUGCUGCAGGGGGCCACAAUGCAACAGUUACAGCAGGUGCAGGUAGCCCAGUCACAGGGCACACCCAUCACGAGUGCUCCAAUGACCAUGCAGGUUGGAGACCAGCAGGUCCAGAUAGUACAGGCGUCGUCCCAGGGCCAGACCCAGACGGUGCAGUCAGGACAGACCAUGCAGGUCAUGCAGCAGAUCCUCACCAACUCUGCCGAGAUCCAGCAGAUACCAGUGCAGCUGAACACUGGUCAGUUGCAGUACAUCCGGCUGGCACAGCCCGUCUCUGGCACACAGGUGGUUCAGGGACAGAUCCAGACGCUGGGUAACACUCAGCAGGUACAGAUUACACAAACGGAGCAAGGCCAGCAACAAUUCAACCAGUUUACCGACGGACAGCAGUUGUAUCAGAUUCAGCAGGUGACGAUGCCGGCGGGUCAGGACCUCAGCCAGCCAAUGUUCAUCCAGUCCACCAACCAGACGGCCGACGGACAGGUCACCACGCAGGUCAGCGGAGACUGAGGCUCCGGAAGCAUCCGCCUGACCACCAGACCAUCCAACCAUUGAUCCCACCACCUGUUACCAUCCAUAAGGGCAACUGGCUCAAACAGCCAAGGGACCUCCUAGGAUAUGUCCCAAAUGGUACCCUAUUACCUACACACUAUAUAGGGAAUAGGGUGCAAUUUGGGAUGUGCCCUCACGCUCAUUCAAUACAUAUGACAUGAUAAUUACAAGGGACUCUCUGACAACAACAGUUCUUUAUUCAGUACACUGGGUGAGAUACCAAAGGGACUGCCAGACAACUCUCCCUCAUUCCCAUGUCAUAUCAUCUCUCUCUGCCUCCGUUAGUUCCUCCUGGCACCCACACUCACCUGAUACGUUCCCCAGAAAGGCCUCCCCUAAUGCCCAUUCAUGACAGCCACACACAGGGUAUCCAAAUGCUGAAACCUCCAGGACCCAACUUUCCUCCUUUUUAGUGACCAACUCUCUUGUUCUUCCUCAGUGUCUGUCAACCCUUGCUGUAUAAUCUGUAUGUCUUCUGUCUCUCUGUGAAGUACACUGUAUAGGGGUGUCUUAUGUUCUGUCUGCAUCCCAAAUGGCACUGUUCCCUAUCUAAUGUACUCUUUUUGACCACGGUCUAUAUGGCCCUGAUCAAAAGUAGUUCACUAUAUAGGGAAUAGUGCAAUUUGGGAUGAAUCUUAUGGAAGGCUUGGUCCUUGUUUGGUCUACAAGAGAACAUGAAUCAUGGCCUUCUGUUGUAAUGUCUUAAUGUGUAGACUUUAAAAGAAGAAACUAUAAAGCCAUACUCUAAGCUAGUGCACAAUAAUUCAUUGGAAAUUGUAUGAGACUCACACCAGCCUAGAUGGAUCAAUUCAUAGUUUGUUGUUAGUUCCUCUUCGUUUUGUUCACAUUGACGAGACAUGCCAUCAAUGAAAGGGCUUCUAACUGUAUGAUGGAGUUUGUAUUUAGUAUGUAUGACCCUUGUGCGUGUGUGUCCGUCCAUUAUGGUGCAGUAUCUUUUUCCCAUGGCCCAGUGAUCAUACUCACCUCUUCAGUGGCCCUCUUCCAUCUCUCUUUCCUUCCCCCUCCAUCUCUUCAUGAAUCACCACACUGAUCACUAUCAUUCUUAGAGCAGGGAGUGGUUAGGCCUUUCUCUGCCUUUAUAUGCAGUCUCUCCCCUAUCCAGAGAGGUUUUUGGUUCUCCUUCCUUGCCCGUAGAGAAAUACUUCACUGGAGCAAGGACCCCUUUUUAUAGUAUUUUCUUAGUACUGGUUGUAACUUGUCAAGGUUUCUUUUGAAAUGACCAUCCCUCCCUUUUCCUUCCCUUUCUUAUUUGGUAAUGAUCAUUAUCAUAGCUUGUUCUUCUUAUUGUUGUUUUGCAUGUAGUUUAAACUGCCAGCAUGAUAUGCAAUGGAUAGGUACACAUCUUAUUUUUGUUCUAUUUUGUAAGCAAACUUUGGGUUUGUGAGGAAAAAAAUUACAACUAAAUAAAAAAACAAUACAUGCAAUCUU
Oncorhynchus gorbuscha (pink salmon) is the source of this 3061-nucleotide messenger RNA. RefSeq names its product nuclear transcription factor Y subunit gamma-like. Gene Ontology annotation, biological process: regulation of DNA-templated transcription. Gene Ontology annotation, molecular function: DNA-binding transcription activator activity, RNA polymerase II-specific; DNA binding; protein heterodimerization activity. The record is from RefSeq and is a predicted model, not a curated record. Gene Ontology annotation, cellular component: CCAAT-binding factor complex; nucleus. The transcript has 12 exons. The coding region runs from base 491 to 1570 and encodes 359 amino acids. NCBI's taxonomy places the organism in Eukaryota, Metazoa, Chordata, Actinopteri, Salmoniformes, Salmonidae.